This is a messenger RNA of Cokeromyces recurvatus, 1249 nucleotides long. RefSeq lists its product as uncharacterized. The record is from RefSeq and is a predicted model, not a curated record. NCBI's taxonomy places the organism in Eukaryota, Fungi, Mucoromycota, Mucoromycetes, Mucorales, Mucoraceae. The transcript has a single exon. Bases 89 to 1048 code for a protein of 319 amino acids.
AAAAAAAGAAAGCGAAAGCGAAAGCGAAAAAAAAAAAGAGCCGCUUUCUUCUCUCUCUCCUUUACGUAAAUGAAAUUAGUAUUAAAAUAUGAUACUGUUAAAUUAUGGUUUAUUAUUAUCGUUACUUUUUUAUGUUCAAAUACAGAAUAUAAAUGCAUUUUUAUCCGUGAUUAAUUGUUCUUGGCCAUGUCCUAACGCGGAUGAUAAGUGUGUGAUUACAGCUAAUAAUGCAGCUUGUAGAUAUCCAUCUAAAAAUAGUUGGAUAAUGAAUGCGACUAAUGAAUCACCUAUUUAUACUGGUGCGAGUGUUUCUCAUCCGUAUUUACCUUGUAUUCCGGCUCCUAUCCCACAGCUUCCUUUAGUAACUUAUAAUUCAACUGUAUUAACUCAAGGACAAACAAUUAUUGACUGGCCUACAUCAAGUCUAUAUAGACCACUGGAUAACUAUCUUGGUAAUUGUGAUCAUCAGCGACUUUAUUGUUCUUCUUUCGGUCAAGAUAUAAAGAAUCCUAUAUGCCGUCCAAGAUUAAAAGUUGGAUUAUCUUGUGCUUCAUCUAAUCAAUGUUUAUCAAGUUACUGUUAUAAUUACAUCUGUUCUCCGAGAGAUAAAAGUAAUUCGAGUGAAACUGAUAAUGAUAGCUCACCACAAAAUUUGGGUGAAUGGUCAGAUGAUGAUGAUCCAAGUAAGAGUACAAAGACAAUUCAAAUUUUUGCUUCUAUAUUUGGUAUCAUAGGUGGACUUGCUUUCAUUAUAGUUGGAAUUAUUAUCUAUAGUCGACAUAAAAAACGUAAAAAACAUAAAAAGACGACAGAUAAUAAAGUUCAUCAGUCUUCUUUACCAGUAAAUGAAUUAAUAACAACUGAAUCACAGCAGAAGAAUAAGGAAGAACAAUUUGAAUUUGAUUUUCUUUCUAAAGAACCCACUAUUAUAGACUUAAGCAGCAGCAGCAAUAGUAGUCGUGGCAAUAAUAAUGCCACUAUCAUGACUACAGAUUACAUAAAAAAAAAACUCCAAAAAGAGUGUUCUCAGCCUAUAGAUAGAUCUUAAGGUUUUGAUAUCCGAAUCUACUUGUAUCAUUAUUCAUUGUAAAUAAACAAAUAGUUAGUUAUAGAUACAUAUACAUUUUAUUUAUUUAUUUAUAUUAUAUACACAAAAAUAUAUUCAUUAUUAUCAUUAUUAUUAUUAUAUACAAAAUUCUAUUCUUUUUCUAUUUAAAACCAUGCUUUUCAAGUAUAAUUUUAAUUUCUU